CGGCAGCAGUUUUAGCAGCGCAUGCCUCAUUGCACGUGUUCCCAGCCUGAGUGGGUUUUGGUUCAAUACACCGUGCGUCUCGCUUCUCAAGAUGGCGUCUUCGGAAGAAGAAACUUUGUUGUUUAUCGACAUUUACAGGUCGUUUCAACUGUUAUGGGACCACAACCAUCGAGACUACACUAAUAAAACAAAACGUAGCGAUGCUUUGACUGAGAUGAGCAGCAAGUUAAACAUCGACGUGAAGAGUGUGAAAAACAAAAUAAAAUGUUUGCGUUCAUACUUUUCUAAGGAACGCCAAAAAGUGUUUAAAAGAAAAAUCACCGUCGCCCGCAAACUGUUGGAUUGUUCACGUCGCAUUUCGCUGUCCACAUCAGAAGCUGUAAAGAUUUUUAUAGGCCAGGUUCUGAUGCCGACUACAAGGCUGUGGCCACUGGUAACUGCCACCCUUCUGGCAACAGCUAGUCCACUGGCUGCAUGUCCAUCAGUCUGCAGAUGUGACGUCUUCACAUGGAACAGUUCCAGGGGGCAGUAUGUAAAUGGCACCAACUGUUCCAAUGCUUCAUUGACUGGUAUUCCUCUCGGUCUCGAACACAGCAUCACAAUUCUAAUUGUUUCUUACAACAAUAUCACUGCAGUUAGAAACAACGAGUUCUUAAAGAUGAGGUUGGGAGAACUGAAUCGUAUCGAUCUCAGCAGUAAUGGACUGAUGACAAUAGAAGAGGAAGCAUUCCAAGGUCUCCAUAAAUUGAAUGAACUCAGGUUGCAGAAUAACAAACUAACUGACCUUCAUCCUAAUACUUUCAGGGAGACAUUCAGCCUUGUUCGGUUGGAUGUUGGCGAAAACUCCAUCGGUCAUAUUCACAUUAACACAUUGAUGAAUACCAAGAAACUCAAAUAUUUCAACAUAGGGAACAACUGGGUGAAAUCAAUUCACCCUGAUACAUUCAAGUAUAACACAGAACUUAUCAGCAUUAACAUAAGUAGCAACCUCCUCAGUGAAAUUAACUACAACACUUUUGCCAGUAAUUUUGAAUUAUUGUACCUCAAUAUUAGUAACAACAGAAUAUCAAUUCUUAGUGAAAAAACUUUCAAGAAUAACAGAAAUCUCUGGAAGCUUGACUUGAGUAAGAAUGCAUUUUCACAGAUUCAUCAUGAGAUAUUUAAGAACAAUUUGAAAGUCUCAUACCUGUAUAUCAGUCAUAACAUGAUCAGCGAACUCCAUCAAGACACAUUCAGGUACACCAAUCUCAGCAAUUUAUUUCUGAGUUACAACAUUCUCUCCUCUUUGCCUUCCAACACAUUUGAAACCAACAAAUAUCUGAAGACUGUAGAUAUCACCAACAACAGACUCACCUCACUUAAUGCUAACACAUUCAUAAUGACCAGCAAGCUGGAGAACCUGCACAUGAACGACAACAGAAUUAGGUCUGUUCAUCACAGCACUUUCAAAAAUAACCCCAACCUUAAGUACCUCUUUCUAAGUAACAAUGAGAUUGACUCCAUCCAUCCUGACACAUUUACAAACAAUACAAAUUUACUCUACCUAACCAUGAAUAACAACUCAAUAAGCUCUGUUCACCCAGAUACAUUCAGAUACAACUCCAAACUCAAUUCUUUGCAUCUCUCCAACAAUAGGAUCACUUUCCUCCAACCUGAUACAUUCAGCAAUAUUACUGCACUUCGAUCUGUCUAUAUAGAUAACAACAUCAUCAAUGAAAUUCUCCCUAGCACAUUCAAAAACAAUUCCAGACUAACAAACCUGUACCUUAGUAACAAUAACAUUAGUUACUUACAAGCAAGUACAUUCGAUGGAAAUAAUGGCAUCCGGGCAUUGGACCUCAGUCAAAAUAGACUUGCAUAUCUUCAUCCAGAUACAUUCAGUAAUAACAAUUAUUUGCUGACUAUUGAUAUAAGCAGAAACAGAAUCACAUACCUUCAUCCUAAUACUUUCAAAAAUACAACGCGCAUUGGGAACCUCCUUGUUGGGAGUAAUGCAAUAAAUUCCCUACAUCCUACCACGUUCAUUAAUAACAACAAGCUGAGGACGCUCAAUUUCAGCCACAACAAACUCACCUAUCUACAUUCAGACACACUGAUGAACACCGAUUUGAGGUAUUUGGAUUUAAGCAAUAAUAAAAUCAGUUCACUCCAUCCUGAUACCUUCACGAAGAAUUUACAUCUGCAGGAAUUAUACCUCAAUAACAAUGAGAUAAGAUCCCUUAACCCAAAUAUAUUCAAGAGUAUUCUCAUGUUACAGAAACUGGAUCUUAGUGAAAACAAAAUCACACAUCUUGAUAGUAAUAUGUUCCGUAACAAUAACAAACUUUACCAUUUUAAUAUCAGUUAUAACAGUGUAAGUUCUUUGGAAUCUCAUAUGUUUCUUAACAAUACUAAUCUGAGAAUCAUGGACCUCUCGCAUAAUAAUUUAACAUUUCAAAAUAAUAGUCCUAUUCUUACAGCGCCAAACUUAAGUGCCCUAUUCCUAGGGUUUUGUAACAUUAAACACCUUCCUGUGGUUGCUUUUCAAAAUUUAACCAUGCUACAAAAACUCAAAUUGAAUAAUAAUUAUCUGGAGACAUUAGAGAAUCAUUCAAACAAACAGCCACUGAAGAGUUACACUAUUUCUGGAAAGCAAGUCAAUUUACUUUACAGCCUGAAAGAACUAGAAAUAUUAGAUAUUUCCAAUAAUAAGUUGAGAAGUGUAACUAGAAGUUUAGUACGUGACCAUGACAAGUUGACAUGGCUAAGUAUUUCAGGCAACCCCUUAUCUUGUGACUGCAAAUUGCAAGACAUAUGGAAAUGGUGCUUUGAACGGUAUGCAACAACACAUAUUGCCUCUUGUGAUGAGCUGGAUGUAUGCUCCUGGGACUUUGUGAGUAGACUUUCAUGUGAUGCAACCUAUCACAGCAUAUCACAUCUGUCAACAUUAACAGCGUUAAUAACUAUAUCUGUUCUGGUACUACUGUUUGUUGUAGUUGUAUGUAAGGUCAUACCCAGACACGUGGUACAGGAGAACUGGCCUGGAUCAUGUGAUAGAAUUGUGACAUGUUUCCGUGAAACUUUCAAUGCAGCUGUAAGUUCAUGCAUGACAUUCAUCAAUACAAGAACAUACCGAAAGGCCUGUUCUUCAGUUUCAUUGCCUGAUGAUAUGUAAACUUUACAUUAUAGACAGUUGAAACAGGCAGAAGUGGCAAUCUAUACAAAUAGAGCUAGUUCAGAUAUCCCCAUGUCCUAUGUGAGUAGAAACAAGAAAACUGACAGCAAAUUUAAUUUGACAGCCAAGUAAUAACCACACAGAGUAUGUAUCACCACUUCAUUCACAUUUCAUAAUCAGUUCAAAAAUGACAAAAUAAAGAUAUACCCCUUUACAUCUUUAGGACAUAUCCCGAGUGUGGCUGAUACACUCCACACAAUGUAGCUACUCCACUUGUUCCACCCUACUUCUGCCGCCAUUUUCAAGAGUCAAUGAACAAAUAAAUAAACAUCUAUCUAAUAAAU
Messenger RNA from Zootermopsis nevadensis, 3498 nucleotides. The record is from RefSeq and is a predicted model, not a curated record. Lineage: Eukaryota; Metazoa; Arthropoda; Insecta; Blattodea; Termopsidae.